AUGACCAGCGCAUCUCACCUUUUAUACCCUCAGCCGCUCUUCAUGAAAGACGUAACAGACGCGACCUCCUCGCUCCCUUCUUUGCGGCCUCUGAGGUCUGCAGGAAUUCUCGAACAAUAUGCCUACGUCCGCACGGAGCUGGGUUUCGACACUUGCAUCAUCGUCGCAGCACGAUACGAACGCAGUACCGGAAUCCCACUCGACAGGGACACGAUUUUCUCAGCCCUCGAGAAUGUGUUAAACCACCACACGGCGCUCACCUCUUGUCUCGUGAGCGUGAGCUUGGUUGACAGUGGCGCUCAGGCGCGCCCGCGCUCUUGGAUGCUCCUUCCGUCUAUCGAUUUAGAGGCCGCGGUGACUUUUUGCGGCGACGAUGCGGGUCCACUCGCAUCCGUCCUUGAGGCACAGCUUAGCCUACCCUUCGAUCUGGAUGCCCAGCGACCACUGUGGAGGAUCACCGUCUUUCGGGAUGGUACAGUCGUCUUCGCCUAUGACCAUUCGAUGGGAGAUGGACAGAGCGGCCUCGCAUUCCACCUGCAUCUCCUCGACGCGCUGCAGAUUGUCCCAGACAAACCGCCUCGUCACGAAGGGAGGAUUGUCGUAAACCCGACGAACGCACCACUCGCUCCGCUGCUCGAGGACCUCACCGCGCUGCCUGCGCCCUUCACCCGGGUCAUCCACGAAGUCUUCGACGCACUCAACCCGUUCUCACGGAGGAAACGUGCAUCGACCUGGACCGGGUACCCAGUCCCGAAAAACCCUAGCCUAAGAGUCCACGUCCGCAUCCUCCACCUAUCCCCUCAGGAAAGCGCGCGCAUCUUGCAGCGUUGUAGAGCCAAUCAUGCAACUAUUACAGGUGCCCUGUACACCAUCGCCGCCCACGUCCUCGCACACCUGCUCAAUCGCAGCGGCGCGCGACCGCGAUACAAGUCAAUAGACGUCGCCGUCGCGACUUCGCUGCGACGGUUCGUCGGCGUGUCUCCGGCUACCAUCUGUAACUGCGUCUCGGGCUACGCAGCCCUCCGCCAUCUCCCCGCGCAGCGCCCGUCCGCCUCCCCGCGUCUCUGCAGCUUUCCAUGGGAGCACGCGCAGGCCUUCUCAGCGACCCUCGCGCGCGAAGCCCCGCAGUCGCCCGCGCUCAUCGGCGUGCUCAGACGGAUCUUCGGGCAGGACUACGAGGGCUUCUUCCGCGGGCAGCUGGGGAAGAAGCGCGAGCACUCGCUCGAGAUUUCCAACUUAGGUCGCGUGCCCCCACCAUUCGCCGCGCAGCCCGCCACUAGACAGGAGAACGCCACCGAAUGGAAGAUUCGUGAGACCGUGUUCGCGCAGGCCAAUGGGGCGUUGGGCGCCGCGCUGAAGGUGAAUGUGACCGGGACACCUGAGGGCGGGCUUGGCCUCACCAUUACGUGGGGGGUGGGGGCGGUGGACGGCGAACUCGCUGAGGAGUUUGUCAUGGGACUCGCGGAGGGCCUGAAGGAGCUCGCGUGUGCCUAG
Molecule: messenger RNA, 1494 nt
Organism: Trametes versicolor FP-101664 SS1
Lineage: Eukaryota; Fungi; Basidiomycota; Agaricomycetes; Polyporales; Polyporaceae
Exons: 2
Coding region: 1-1494 (497 amino acids)
Molecular function (GO): N-acetyltransferase activity
Source: RefSeq, a predicted model, not a curated record